Molecule: messenger RNA, 14133 nt
Organism: Acipenser ruthenus (sterlet)
Lineage: Eukaryota; Metazoa; Chordata; Actinopteri; Acipenseriformes; Acipenseridae
Product: glutamate receptor ionotropic, NMDA 2A
Exons: 14
Coding region: 537-4949 (1470 amino acids)
Biological process (GO): long-term synaptic potentiation; monoatomic ion transport; excitatory postsynaptic potential
Cellular component (GO): postsynaptic density membrane; plasma membrane; NMDA selective glutamate receptor complex
Molecular function (GO): transmitter-gated monoatomic ion channel activity involved in regulation of postsynaptic membrane potential; NMDA glutamate receptor activity
Source: RefSeq, a predicted model, not a curated record
CGGAGUCGUGCUGCAGAAUUCAUAUUUUAAUGAACUCCUGGUCGAUUCAUUAACAUUCUGCUUGUAAAGCGUUGCUUUGUCGAGGAGGGGGGUUGCACAGAGCUCGUGGAUGCUAGGUUUGAAAGGAAAGAAAACGAUCGUGGUACAUUUGAAACAGCAAUAAAGGAGGGGAGAGCUGGGUUAAUCUGCCAGUUCUCCGUGUGUGUUUUUUUGGGGUAAUAGAAGUUCUGAGGAUUCUUCGGUUGGAAUAACUGUUCGUAUCUCCCACGCGAUUGCGUAUCAGAAACACUGUUGCAAUGUUAUCUCACACGACUAUCCCGGAGCUAUGUGGGAAAGAGAUACUAUCCAGUUUGAAUACUUUGCUACUUGGUUAGCUGCGGGCGUUGUGGGGUCUGAUCGGGAGUGCUUGCCGGAUCCAAGAACUUCUGUCCGGAGAGCCUUAUGGAGGAAAACCGGAGCCCUCGGUGCCAGAAUUCACGACAUGCCAAGCCUUCCAACAUGCAAAUUUGCGCCUACGUUUUGUGACAUUGAAGGGGAUGAAGCUGACCAACAUGGGGAAUUUCGGCUUGCUGCUUUUGGUGCUUCCGGCUCUUCUGGCCCAGUACAGCCCGGCCCGCGGAGCGGAGAAGUCCUACCCCGUCCUGAACAUUGCUGUUAUUUUAGGGCGGAACCGCUACAUCACAGAGAGGGACAUUCGGGGCCUGUGGGUCAAGGACAUGGUCCCCGAGGUGACCCUUGACGUCAAUGUGGUCACUAUCUUGGUGAACCAGACCGACCCGAAAAGUAUCAUAACUCACAUCUGUGACCUGAUGUCUGGAACCAAAAUCCAUGGGGUGGUUUUUGGGGACGACACAGACCAGGAAGCGGUUGCUCAGAUUUUGGAUUUUAUUUCGUCCCAGACUUUCAUACCCAUCCUGGGAAUCCACGGGGGAUCCUCCAUGAUCAUGGCAGACAAGGAUCAGAUGUCCACGUUCUUCCAGUUCGGGGCUUCCAUUCAGCAGGAAGCCCUCCUGAUGCUGAACAUCAUGAAGGAGUACGACUGGCACACAUUCUCUGUGGUGACCAGCAAGUUCCCGGGGUAUCAGGAUUUCCUCACCAUCAUAAAGACCACGGUGGACAACAGCUUCGUAGGGUGGGAUUUACAGAACAUGAUCACUCUGGAUGCCGUGGCCGGGGAUACGAAGACCCAGAUCCAGCUGAAGAAGAUCCAUUCCAACGUGGUCCUGCUGUACUGCUCGAAGGACGAAGCCAGUUACAUCCUGGACGAGGCACGCUCUUUGGGCUUGACGGGAUACGGCUCCGUCUGGAUUGUCCCCAGCUUGAGCACGGGCAACACCGAGAUCACUCCCGACGAGUUCCCGUCCGGGAUGAUUUCGGUUUCGUACGAUGACUGGGACUACCCCCUGGAAGCCAGGGUGCGGGACGGCCUGGGGAUUAUAACCAGCGCUGCCGCUGCCAUGCUGGAUCAAUACAGCUUCAUUCCGGAGGCGAAGACCAGCUGCUACGGACCACUGGAACAAAGCGAGCUGCCGUCCAACGCCUUGCACAAAUUUAUGAUGAAUGUGACCUGGAAUGGGAGAGACUUGUCCUUCACAGAAGACGGAUAUCAAGCAAACCCCAAGCUAGUUGUCAUAGUUUUGAACAAGGACAGGGUAUGGGAGAAGGUGGGGCGCUGGGAGAACAGUAGCCUGUCUCUGAAGUACCCCGUGUGGCCCCGGUACAACUCCUUCGGGGAUGCAGAGGCCGAUGACAACCACCUGAGCAUCGUCACCUUGGAGGAGGCACCCUUUGUCAUCGUGGAGAACGUGGACGAGCUCACUGGGACCUGCAUGAGGAACUCCGUGCCCUGCCGGAAGCACAUCAAGCAGGACAACACAACGAAUGAAGGAACCUACGUUAAGAAAUGCUGCAAAGGAUUCUGCAUCGACAUCCUGAAGAAGAUCGCCAAGGCCGUGAAGUUCACCUAUGACCUUUACUUGGUGAUGAAUGGGAAGCAUGGUAAAAAGAUCAACCAUGUGUGGAAUGGAAUGGUUGGUGAAGUGGUCAACAAGCGUGCUGUCAUGGCUGUGGGGUCUCUCACGAUCAACGAAGAGCGCUCCGAGGUCAUUGACUUUUCAGUCCCCUUCGUUGAAACCGGGAUAAGCGUCAUGGUGCCAAGAAGUAACGGGACGGUUUCCCCAUCUGCUUUUCUAGAACCCUUCAGUGCUUCAGUGUGGGUGAUGAUGUUCGUCAUGCUGCUCAUUGUCACAGCCAUGGCUGUCUUCAUAUUCGAGUACGUCAGCCCCAUGGGCUUCAACAGGAAUCUAGCGCAAGGCAGAGACCCCCACGGCCCAUCGUUCACCAUUGGAAAAGCGGUAUGGCUGCUCUGGGGACUGGUGUUUAAUAACUCUGUGCCGGUGCAGAACCCCAAAGGAACGGCCAGUAAAAUCAUGGUUUCGGUCUGGGCUUUCUUUGCUGUCAUCUUUCUGGCCAGCUACACUGCUAACCUGGCAGCCUUCAUGAUCCAAGAGGAGUUUGUUGACCAGGUGACGGGGCUCAGUGACAAUAAGUUUCAGAGACCCUAUGACUACUCUCCUCCCUUCCGGUUUGGUACUGUUCCCAAUGGAAGCACCGAAAGGAACAUUCGAAACAACUACCCCGACAUGCACCAGUACAUGGUGAAAUAUCACCAGAGAGGCGUGCAGGACGCCCUGGUCAGCCUCAAGACCGGAAAGCUGGAUGCAUUCAUAUAUGAUGCGGCUGUUUUAAACUACAUGGCUGGGAGAGACGAGGGCUGUAAGCUGGUUACCAUUGGCAGCGGCUAUGUCUUUGCAACCACAGGCUACGGGAUCGCUCUGCAGAAGGGCUCCUUCUGGAAACGGCAGGUGGAUCUUGCUCUGCUGGCCCUGGUGGGAGAUGGUGAGAUGGAGGAGCUGGAGGCCCAGUGGCUGACUGGCAUCUGCCACCAUGAGAAGAACGAAGUGAUGAGCAGCCAGCUGGACGUCGACAACAUGGCCGGGGUCUUCUACAUGCUCGCUGCGGCCAUGGCCCUCAGCCUCAUCACCUUCAUCUGGGAGCUCCUGUUUUACUGGAAGCUCCGAUUCUGCUUCACGGGAGUCUGCGACGGAACGCCUGGGUUCCUGUUCUCAAUAAGCAGAGGAAUUUGGAGCUGUAUUCACGGUAUUCAUAUUGAAGAAAAGAAAAAGUCCUCUGACUUAGACUUCAGCAGUCCACAUGCCAACAUGUUGAAGUUAAUUAAGUCAGCCAAAAACAUGACCAACAUGACAAACCUGAGCUCAUCAAGGAUCAAUUCUCCCAAGCGAACCUCCGACUUCAGUCACAGAGGGUCCCUGAUGAUGGACAUGGUGGGUGACAAAGGAAACUUCCACUUCGCUGACAACCGGAGCUGCCCUGCAAAAGAGGCUCUCUACCCUGACAACGUGAGCGACCUGCAGUCGUUUAUGGGAAACCGGCACAAAGACAUCUUAAACAACUACAUCUUUCAGAGCCAGCACCCCCUGACUCUGAACGAGUCCAAUCCCAACACCGUGGAGGUGGCCGUCAGCGCCGAGACCGCCCCAGCCAACCCCAAGCCCCGGCAGCUUUGGAAGAAGUCUGUGGAGACGCUGCGGCAAAAUCAGGGGUCCGUGCAAGAGUCCCUCCCGGUCGACCCGAGGCAUUCCAUUAAAAGCCAGCGGUACCUGCCAGAAGAGACUGCGCAUUCUGAUGUGUCUGACUGCUCGAGCAGAGCUGCUUCCUACAAGGACCCAGAUAACAACCAGAAGCACCACAAGCCCAAGGACAAUUUAAAAAAAAGAUCGAUGACAUCAAAAUACCCUAGGGACUGCAGCGAAGUGGAGCUGUCCUACUUAAAGAGCAAGCAGAGCGGCUCCACACGCGAAAAGAUUUACACCAUAGACGCAGAAAGGGAGCUGGGUUCGCAUGGAGACCAGCACCUUUUUAGAGAAAACAGGCUGCCGGAGGAAUUGGAGUACCCCUCCGAAAUGUACCAGGAUCACAACGACAACUACAGAAAACCAGAACCCAUCAUCCAUCUCAACAGCAGCCCCCUUCACCCCCAAGAGAUCAUCCCCAACAAUGAAAACAAGUACAGUCUGUAUUCCAAGCACUACAGCUUGAACGUCAGCCCUCAUGAGGCAAACGACAGGUACAAACAGACUCACUGCCGGAGCUGUCUUUCCAAGGUACCAAAUUACUCGGGGCAUUUUGCCGUCAGGUCUCCUUACAACCGCUGUGAAGCCUGCGUGCACAUGGGCAACUUGUACGACAUCAGAGAAGAUCAAAUGCUGCAGGAAGCCCUGAACCCCAUGCUGCAGGGAGCCCUGAACCCCAUGCUGCAGGACGAAAUGUUUGGCCAGCACUGGCCCCAGACUGACGGGCCGCAGGUACAGAAGAGGAAUAGACUGAGGCUGAGCAGACAGCAUUCCUUUGACAAUAUCCUGGAGAAGCCCAGGGAGAUAGACCUGGGCCGGCCGGCGCGGAGCGUGAGCUUGAAGGAGAAGGACAGGCUUCUCGAGGACAGCCCUUAUGCAAACAUGUUUAAUCUCAAACCAGACAAGCUGUUCGACAGCAAGCCCACCUUCUUCAACCACAACCUGGAGGAGAGCAAGCGCAGUAAGUCCCUUUAUCCCGACCGCAGCUCAGAGAACCCUUUCCUCCACUCCUUUCAAGAAGACCAGCGCUUGCUCCAUGGCAGAAGCUUCUCUGACAUUUAUAAACAAUCGGCGCCAGCCAAGUUGAGGAAUGACAACAACUUCAGGUCUUCGGUGAGGUCGACAGCCUCGUACUGUUCUCGGGAUGGUCGAAUACCUAAUGACAUGUGCAUUUCAGAGCAUCUUAUGCCUUAUGUAGCAAAUAAGACUAGCGCAUACUCCACUCCCAGGGUUCUGAAUUCUUGCAGCAAUAGAUGUGUGUACAAGAAAAUGCCUAGUAUCGAGUCAGAUGUUUAAGUCUUCAUUCAUCCAGUUCUAUAUUAUUCAACUUUAGGAUUCAAUAGUCACCGACAUCUAAAGCAAAAAGUACCCAAAAAAAAAAAAGGCUUGAUGAAUAAAAUAAUAAUAAUGGCUGCAUCAUUGUCUAACUUUCAUAUUCUGCACUUCCAGGUUAUUUUAAUUUACAAAUAAGUUAACGCCAUCCAUUGCUUGCUAAAGGUUUUGAGUGUUUUCAGUUAUCAACCUGGUAAGAUGUUUUGGACUUGAGAUUAUAUGAAAAGAUAAGAGAAUCUGGUUGGUUGUUUUUCCAGCUGCCAUGACAGCCCCAUGUCUUCCUAAAAUGCUGAACUACCUAAACGGCAGAUAGACGUUUCUUCCAAGUCAAGGUGGCUUAAAAUAAAUAAAUACCAUUGAAUGGUAGCUGAAGCUGUCCUGGUUAAUGUAUGUCCACUCAAUGUUGGGCUUGUGUAAUGUGAAGUAUGUGAGAAUGGGAGAUGUCAAUCUGCAGUCAGACAGGUUUGGUGUGCAAUGGGUUUUAUAGUUGCCAUUGGCAAUGUAGAGUGAAACCAAGGUUUACAGUGACUAGGUACAAAGAGAACUGAACACACUUAUAGGUCAUAGCAACUUUGCUUUUCUUGUAUUAUUCUAGAUGUGUGAUUUCGGCAUUCUAAUUCCUAUUUAAGAUGGUUUAGCAUUUAGAAAAAAAAAUUGUAAUAGCACACUUAAAACCAUUUGUUACCAUCCCGUCUUUGUUUUUUUUUAAUAAUUGUUUCUAAUAACAAUCAGGAAUAGAUUUUGCAUGUGUUAUUUUGAUAUCAGAAGAAUGUGUUUACAUGAAGAGGAUGGCUAAUGAAAGAACGGAUUCCAGUGCAAGCUUCACUUGGCCUGUUGCGUCUUGCUUUCGAUUAAAAAAACAGCAACAGUUCAAAUCCCGACUCACUCCCUGACUCACUGUGUGACCCUGAGCAAGUCACCUGACCUCCUUGUGCUCCAUCAUUUUUUUAAUUAUGUCUAAAUCCUACAAUUCUAGGUGAUGCUAAACUUUUGGCCACAGCUGUAUGUUACAUCUAAACAAAUGGUUAGUUGAACUAUGGGUAAGCUAAAAGGGUUUUUAAAGACAGGCAUUUGUCUUCGAUGUUGCUCUCAGACAAAACAGCAAGAUUAGACCAGAUAGGUAGCCCUUGAAUGUGCCUGCCCCCACACACUGUAUUGACUGGCUAACCAUUAAUAUCAUGCAUAUUUAAAGUGUAAUAAUACUUAAUAUUUACAGUUCACACAUACAGUAAAACAACAAAUUAAACACCUUGGUUUUCUUGGAGUUGAUGUGAUCCUUUUUUGCAGUAUACAUGCUAUUCUGCUUCCGUUUGCUUUCCACUGUCUUCCAGGCACAUGUGUUCCUGUGGCUGGUUCUUCAUUGUUAAGUUAUAAACGGUAACAUGUUCCCAUAGCAAAGAUAAUCCACAGCACACCCUUCACGAUAUGCAGAACACGGGGCAUAUGUGAUAAGCACAAGAAGACUACACAUCGACACGUUAUUGUAAUAUUUAAGAACCAUCAGAAAGGGUUCUGUGAAAUAAUACGCUGUUUCUAUUGCACUGCGAGGGGGUUUCAUUUAUUUUUGGUGGGAUUCAUUUUCACAGCCGGGAACAUCAAUAAAUACCAUCUCUAAUAACAGCCCCACAUCGGCUCCCAAAAAGUCUGCAUUACCUGCAGAGCCAAUUCUUUUUGAUAAGACGCAUACCUUGCUUUGAAAAAUCUUUCAGCUCACCCAUUGUUGAACUCAGACCGCAGGUGUACUCGGGCACACAUAGCCUAAUGUGAGGUUUCAAAUCCUUCUGUGUGUUACUGUUAUGACUGCGGUAUGUACAGUAUUUCUAUAUGGACAGUUCUAAUGUUUGAACGCUGCUUAAGAAAGCUUAUAUCAGAGCAAUAGGCACAUAUACAAUAUCUGAUUACAGUCUUAACAUAUUUAAUAUCCCUAGAAAUAGAGAGGUACCUUUAACAUGCAAAAUGUUAGAAUAAUGGAACAGGAAGACACUACUUGUACCAAAUGUGCCCAGUUUUAGUUCAGUUUCGAACGAGAAAUAUUUGUAACAGGGUACACACUGAAGCGAUGGAAAGGGAAACAGGUUAAUGUGUCUUUGUGGGUGUGCCAGUCUAUCUUUUAAUGAGGUGCCACGCUGUUGGGUAUCUAUCUACAUAUCCUAGCUCUUCCCUUUUUGGCUCCUUGAAAAGCCCCUGGCUUUGCUCUGGUUUUACAAAAGUCAGCAGGCUUGAGAACCCUAAACCAUGACAGCAACAUUCACUGGAUCCCCACCUAACAUCUCCCUCCAAUGAUAUCAAAGGUCCUCUACCACUUCCAUAAUCGGAGAAACAUCUGCUAUUAUUAAUAGUGAAUGCAUACGGAAAUGCUUAGGGGUCGGGCACCUGUAAAUCACCUGUAAAGGAAUAUACAAAGAAGUGAUCAUCUUUGAUAAAUAUUUAAUAUAUUAUAGAGUACAAUUUGUAUUUUUGAAUAUCAUAAGACGCUAUGUAUAGAGUUAGCACCAGAUUUCUGUAGGAUAAGACAUUAUUCACAAGUUCUGCAUUUUAAAAAUGACACCUUAAUAGAUACAGUACCUGAACUCUCCAAUGGGCUGGCGACACACACAAUGUUUCGCCUUGGGUUUUUAAUGAGAUUAAAUUAUUAAAUGUACAUAUCCUCAGCCUAAUCCAAGAAGCUUGUCUCAAGCAUGCCUAAUACUGUGGUACACUGCGAAAGGAAAAACCAGUUGGGAGAACUGCUUGCUGUCCAUGAGCACACUUACUGGUGGCUUACUCAUGGACGACAGUUUGUCUGUUUCUUUAUAUGAGCGUUGCCCCAAGUGCAGUUGCUACACAAGUGGUAGAGGAAGGAUGAUGACGCUAAAUAAGGAAAACACAUUGUUUUAAUAAAACUUAUUACAAGCAACCAACAUUUUUAUAAAACGAGAGUUUCUCCUUCUGUUUUGUUCUUCCUUCAUGUGGAGCAUUUGAUACAGAUAGAUCGAUAUGGCUAUACUUUUUCGUAGUGUCUCAGGCAGUGUACAGUACUGUUUGAUAAGACCUUGGAGAAAUGGGUAUUAUUUUGCUGUAAAUUACAUUUUUUUCAGCCUUUUUUCUUCUCUUUCUCUCGUCAGACUUCACAUCCUACUUAGCUGAUCUAGAAUUGAGCAUACAUAGUUUUUGUAAUAUAGUAUUAAUGAAUGUGGAAUAGAGUUAAUAGUUAAAAUGCUAAUUAUUUAAAUAAGAAAAGAAUUAGGGUUGUAGUGCAGUUAUUACAUUUUGUUUGCAGACUAAUAUAUUACUUUUCAAAUGACAACAACAACAAGAAGAAGUAAAUGAUUAGUACUUUCUCAUAUAUAACGGAUUGCUCAGCUAGGUCUCUGCUAUACAGAUGGGUUAUACUCAUUAACACGAAUCCUCGUUAGCAGAGCGAAUGGCUGCCAACAUAAGGAGGCUAUGUGGUCAAGUGGUUAAAGAAAAGGGCUUGUAACCAGGUGGUCCCUGGUUUAAAUCCCACCUCAGCCACUGACUCAUUGUGUGACCCUGAGCAAGUCACUUAACCUCCUUGUGCUCCGUCUUUCGGGUGAGACAUAGUUGUAAGUGACUCUGCUGCUGAAGCAUAGUUCACACACCCUAGUCUCUGUAAGUCGCCUUGGAUAAAGGCGUCUGCUAAAUAAACAAAUAAUAAUGUGUCAGGUCUCAGCGAGUAUCCAUGAUUAGCCACAGUAGAGGGGGAAGAAGACGAUACCAUUCAACUCUGAGAGUUUGCAGAAGGUAUCUGAGUAUCUGAUGAGGCAGGCUGUAUCCAUCCCAAUUCAAAAAUUGAUUAUUCUCAAGCAGGGCCCCGCCAUACCCUAGUGAGGUUCAAUCCUGUUUUUUUUUUUUGUUUUUUUUUUCAAGAUUUCAAGUCGUUUGGCAAUAAAUGUGUAAAAUGCAUUUGAUUUGUUAAACAGGAUGUGUGAAAGGAUUUGGUACUGGAGCCCAAUGUAUGAAUUCAGCAUCCCACCCCCAAAAUAAAGUACAAAAACUUCCACUGGGAAUAGUUGGAAUAGUUUUUUGUACAGAACCUUCUGUUAUUUCGUGUUAUGGCGAUGUUGCAUACUGCAGAAAACGCUGUGUCCAUCACCAACAAAGAAUUUAGUGAUCUUUUGCAAACACAUUGUAUGCAAUGUGACAAACCUUACAUGCACUACGAACUCACAUUUGACAACAACAUGUAAAAUAUUGCCCGGUACUCCGUUCUUUCUCUUACUGAAAAUAUGAUUCUCGCAGAAGAAACUAUUCGGACAUGGGCACUGGUUAAAAAGCAAUGAACUUGACUGGGAAGUUUAUAAAAAAAACUAAAAUAUCGAGGUGAAUAGAAGACACCUGGUGACACAGGGUGAACACCACAGCACUAAGUGCUGUUUCUUACAGUAUAAAUGGUUGCAUGUACAGUAUUUUUAAAAUGCUGCUGGAUUACUUCCACUUGUAAUAGAUGAAAAAGCUGUACCUCUGGUAUUGUGUACAAAAAAAAUACUAAUUCUAGAUUAUAGAGGAUACACAUUAGGGGAAGCACUAGUGGUUUGUUGUUGAAUAUCUUACUUUCUCUUGUGUGCAUUGCUUUUGUAUUUUUACGUAGCUAUUUAAAAUAGAAAUUCUUUUAUGAAGAUGUUUUAUACUUAGGCUGUGGUGGGACUAGUUAUCACUAAGAUAUGCGACCUACAGCCUAAAGGAUAAACGUUUGGUAAUAAAGCAUUAUCACGUGUGUAUGUAUAACAAUGUCUUAAGAACUUUAGUUCUGAUUUAUCACAAAUACGAAGCUGACACAAACCUUCUUGCAUUGAUUGAAAAAUAUCCGCUUUUGCCUAACUGCAUGAGAAAGUACUAAUCCAGCGGGACAAUUUGUUUUUUUGUUACAUGAACUAGAAUUCCAACUGCAAUUCCCUGAAUUACAUCUGGUCCAAUUUUUUUGUGACAUAAAAUAUAGUCUAGUUACCAUGGUUGUCUUUGAGCUGUGUUGUGUUAUUCUCAUUUGUGUAUAUGUAGAACAUGCUAAGGGAAUGGGGUUUGGAUGUUUCUCGUGAACUGUAAAUAUUAUCACUGAAAGAAAUGUGCCAAGUAACAAGAUGUAAAAAUGUAAAUAAGUAAAAGUUUCAUUUUUCUAAUAAAGGCUCUUUCUGCCACUUUAUAUGAAUACUAUAUCUAUAGGUGACUGCUUAUGAUAACUCUUGUGAAAACACCAUUGCUCUUCACAGCCUCUUAUGAAUGUCAAGAUGCUAGCGAAUGCCCUACAGAAGGAGAUCUGUUCAAAAAUAACCCUUUAUUUAUUAGUUUUAAACCUUUUAUUUAUUUUUUUAUAGACAAUUUCCUUCAGCAAAGACCCUUACGUGUAAUUUAGCCCUUGAAAACUACCGAGGCAAGGCAGAGAACAUUAGGAAUCUCAUUUCCGCUGUCAGGACCAUGCUUCCUAAUUGAAACAACAAGCACUGGGGUUUAACACAGUCAUCUGUUCAGCUCCAGCCACAACCUGCCUCUUUGUCUUUAGUUUUUUCCACUUUUAAUAAAACAAAAACAAUCUUGUAUCGGAAGCUGCAGAAGCAGUGAAUAUGAAUUCUAUACUUUACUACAUGCUGUACAGCCUUUUCUAUCGACAUGUCCAUAACUCAUAAUUGGUGCUGCUUAAAACAAAUUCAAACCCAACAUAUGUUCAUGUCAUUUGCAAUCCACUGUUGGCUUCUCGUUGUCACAACUAGACACAUUAUUCCAGGCAUUCUACAGUAUAAAUAUUACAAUCACUUCCCUAGAUUUCUUGGCUCUCCUUUUUGACAAGGUAAGAGUUCAUUAAACCACCAGCAAUUCAUAAGGACCAGGGGAACUAGCAUCUCUCCUGCUCCCUCUUCUUCAUCAAUACAUAGCCAAUGGUGAGAUCAAUAAGCGUAUGAUUGAUCCUUCUAGUUGGGUGUCUGAAAGAAGGCAAAAACAAUAUUUUAUUUCAGAUUGCAGAAGUGGCUGCCAGCAGAGCAGUAACUCAGCAAACCUGCAAUCAGUGGCUGUGUCUGGCUGGUUCUUGCAAAACAAAAUGUGAUUAAGUAUGUCUAUAUUCACCAUUCCACAGGGGCACUAACCUGGGGUGUGAGGCUGCUUAGCCAUGAGUCAUCAUGCUUAUUUCAUUUGCUGUGUACUUAUUUAACAGUGUGUUCAUUUGAAAUUUUUUCAGUCUAAACUGAAAUGAGGGGAUUCAGCACGCAAUCCCAAGCGCAUCAUGACAAACGCACUUUUCAAUACAAACAAAUGUUCUGCUUAAACGAAUGCCAUGGAUCCCGUAAGCUUCAUUUCUCCCUUCUGCCAUUCCUUUUGCAGAGGCAUGUAAAUGUACUCUUUAUAUUACUUGGAAACCGUACCCAGUUAUAAUUACCGUCUUGCAAUUCAAUAGGCAUAUUUAUUCCUCAUCAGAGACGUCGUUUAGUGCUGCCCAUGUGUUGCUCAUACCCUAUGUGUGCUUUGCUCAUAGCAACAGACCUCUCCUGUCCUGUCCUUCCCAUCUGAGCACGUUCUCAUUCAACCCCACUGAUUUGGCCCCUUUAGGCAGUUCUGUGCAUGCAGCUUAUUUAAAAGCAAAAAUUCCAAGCUUAUAAAAAAGAAUGCAUGUUUAAACCUUGAAUAUUAUAUUAAAGAUGGAAUUAGAAUAUCCAUUUGUUGAAAUUAACUUUAACUUAAGGUAUAGUAAUUCUGAAUUUCACGACUAUUAAUGUUCCAUAAAAAAAAACCGAUUACUUAGAAAUGAAAUGCAUCGGGCCUCUUUGGUAUCUGAGUUCAAAUGCCUAUCAAGCCAGCUUGUCCCCAGUGGUGUCCUCACAGGGAGGGGAGAGAGGGGGGUUUUCAGGGGUCACAGUAAGCUUUAAUACUAAUAGGAAAGUAACUGGACCUUAGCUGGAGAAAUCAAGGACUGCUGCAGUGCCGUACAGUCAACACGACAGAGUAAGAACUGCAUAGGAGUAUGUAGGUCAUCCUAUCCCCAGGCGUUAGCGGCUGUUCUUUUUUAAGAAGUAUUGUGUCUUUGAGAUUCUGCAUGUGUCCUGGCACCCUAAUUGAGGCUACCGCACACAGCUUAAAAGAACAAUACACUGCAAUAUGGAUCUUUAGCAUCAAGUACUGAAUGUUAAAUUAUUAUUUUUUUCUUACUGGGUAUGUUUGUAUGUUUUGUUUGUUUUCAUGAAGGAAGUCUGUUUCUUUCUUCUGGAGACAGGAUCUGUGAAUAUCGAUUCCUAAAAGGCAGGGUUCAGGCAGCUGUAAAACAUGCAGUGUUAGCAGAAGUGGAGCUGUGUGCAGUAGAUAUGAUUUAAACAUCUGGCCGUGGGUUGCAUUGCUUACCUGCUUGUGAAACUGCCUUAGCAUUAGAUGUGGCACAGAGCUGGAAAAAUGGGAAUAUCUAAAUCAGCUUUUUUGGUCUAAUCUGGACUAUCUACCACUUGAAUUACUUAAAAGGGUGCAAUAAAUCAUUACAUGCCCGAGCUCUCCCAAGCAGUAUUGAAGUUGCAAUUAAUUACUUUUGCAAAAUGGCUGAACGAAGCCUGCCCCAGAUGGAUUGUUUUCUGUAGUGAAUGUACAGUAUACUGAUAAAACAAACGACCGUCAUGUCACGGAUUUUCCUUCAUGUUAAAGUUGUUGCUACUUUUGUACAAAACAAAACACCAGUGCUGUUAAACUGUAUGUAAUGCUUGGGUCCAACUGUUUGUUUGCAAAAUUGAAUUUGGAUAGAUGACCAGCGUGGGGUCCCUUUAUUUUAAUGGAAGUUGACAUUUUGCGGGACACCUGCUACCAGGAAGUAAUGCUCAAUAUGAAAGCAGCCACACACCAGCUGACUGUAUAGGAAAUGGAUAGUGCUGAUUGAAGGGAGAUCAUUCAAGGAACCAUAAGUAAGCAGUGUGGUCCAGUGGUUAAAGUCCAGGGCUUGUAACCAGAAGGUUACUUGUUCAAAUCCCACCUCUGCCACUGACUGACUCGCUGUGUGACCCUGAGCAAGUCACCUAACUUCCUUGAGCUCCAUCCUGUGGGUGAGAUGUUAAAUCAAAGUCCUAUUGUAAGUGACUCUGCAUAUAAUGCGCAGUUCACAGCCUACCUCUGCAAAGCGCUUUGUGAUGGUAGUCCACUAUGAAAGGCUCUACAUAAAGAUAUUAUUACAAUUAUUCAAACCCAAGCCUCCCAGUUCCUAUUCAGAUCUAUUACUCAAACCCAACAGCUGACUUUGAUUAGUGCAUCAUUGGUUAUUGUAUCAAUGCGUGGAGUUCUUUGGAGGUCAUGGCUGCGAUGUCAAGUUCUCCAAACAGCAUGAAUAAACACAAGAGAAAGGAAAUCGCUUUACUCUUCAUUAAGUAACUCUCAUGCUCUCAUACAUUCAGCAGAAACACAGAAUUAUUCAGACUUAAAAUGGACUAUUGAAGCAUUACUAUCUCGUCUAGGGUAAUAGUUAUGGUAAUGUAUUCAUGUGAUUGCUGCCUGGAUAUCAACAGUGAUCAAUCAGAUUGUAUUUUUUAGUUUUUUUGCAAUGGUUAAGGUAGACUCCGAUAAGCCACUCUGCAGCAGGGAAACAGCUGAGUAUUUAAAUAACCUAAAGUCCUUACGAAUUACAUUGUGCUGGGGUUAUUAUUGUAGGGUGUUUGUGUUUCUUUUAGAUGAUUUUAGUUACUCAAUUUGUGCCAGUUUUCUUAUUUUUGUAAGCUUUUCAUCCUUUGCAUUUGACCGGCAUAACUGAGUACUAAACAUUGCUCCCCCUUCUAUAAUGAUUACAUCUGCACAUGUCCUUCUGUAAUAAACAUGUAAUAAACAGCAUGUGUUAUAAAGUCUGAAGCUAUCAGCUGGUAAUGUCAUUAUUGUAAUAAGUGUUAUUCCUUGUUAAUCAGCUCAUACAGUAGCACUUGAUUGUCACUUUGAUUCUGUUCUGCCGGAGUAGAGAGAAUAUAACAAAUGGAUUUUAGCGUUUUCAGGUGUGUGUAAACUGCAGAGGGAUACUUCAUUAACCUUGUACUGUUAUUAGAUCAAAUAAGCAAAGCGGUGAUUCAGGCAGGGAGCUCACUUCUAACCUUAGGUCAAAUCACAGAAACAUCAAGCAUAUUUUUAGGUGCUUCCAAUGCUCUGAACAAAUCAUUCAGUUGAAUAGCUGGCAUCUUAUUUGUCUUUCAAUAAACAAGCGAGAGCA